This is a messenger RNA of Syzygium oleosum, 2890 nucleotides long. Its product is annotated as AP2/ERF and B3 domain-containing transcription factor At1g51120-like. Gene Ontology annotation, molecular function: DNA-binding transcription factor activity; DNA binding. NCBI's taxonomy places the organism in Eukaryota, Viridiplantae, Streptophyta, Magnoliopsida, Myrtales, Myrtaceae. Bases 1680 to 2693 code for a protein of 337 amino acids. The transcript has 3 exons. Gene Ontology annotation, biological process: regulation of DNA-templated transcription. The record is from RefSeq and is a predicted model, not a curated record.
GGGGUGGUUUGGUAGAGAUGAAAUGAUGCUCUUGGGAUGAGAGUGGGCGGUGUUUCUGUGUGGCGGGGAUGGUAUAAACCCUAAUUGGUGUUCGAAGUGUGGAUCUUGAUUGAUUUGGGCUGGAGGGUAAGAUCUGGGUUGGAGUUUCUCGAUGACCGAAAAAAGUAGUUGAGGUGGUUCGAGUUCGUGGGGUUAGCAGAUCUGCGAUUCAACGUUCAGAGAUGUCACGAGAAUCUGGCUGAGUUUCAUUGGAGGAUGAUUUUCGAAGCUUUUCUUGCGUUUCAUUGGAGGAUGAUUUCGAAGCUUUUCUUGUUUUUGUCUGGAAGAGAGAGAGAGAGAGAGAGAGAGAGAGAGAGAGAGUGACAGAAGAGAGUGAGCACACGCAGGCAAUUGUAUGAGGGCCAUGCCUUUGCGGGUGCGUGCUCACUUCUCUUCUGUCAGUCUCCACUUGCAUCCUUUUUGCACUUUCCAAGUUGUUUCCUCUCUCUCUCUCUCUCUCCCAUUAAGAAAAGUAUGAUAUUUGCUGCGAAUUCUUGACGCAUAAUUUUAUGUGUUCCCAAAGGAGGGCUGUGCUGAUUUCUCCACCUGGGUGGCUUCUCGGUCUUUCUGAAUCAGAACCCUACGAAAUUUACUUUCAUACCUGGCCAGGUGUCCAUCUUGUAUCGACAUGUCUCUUGCUCUCUGAAUUCUGGAAAAGAAAGGAAAGCAAGUAAGCUUUGUGAAGGGCGAUCAGUAGCUGUAAAAGUGGGCUGUGUGCGUGCGUGUGUCUGUGUCUGUGUUUGAGAGAGAGAGAGAGAAAGAGAGUGAGAGCGAUGAACUCAAAUCUUUCCCUCAUCCAUUUGAUCUUUUGCAGCUUCUUUUGCCUCUAUUAUCGCUGUCUGUAGGUUCAAGAUCAAGGGAAAUCAAGCGGCCUCAUCAACCGAUUUGCUUGGUCAUUGUUUGUAUGCUUCUUCUUUUUACUUGUUUUAUUAAUCGUCAAAUUAUAACUUUCCGUCGUUUAUUUAACCAAGAAGUGUAUAGUUAACAUUUUUAAAAAAGAAAAAUUGGGCAAUUGGAGCUUUGGUUUAGAAGCGUGACUUUUCAUGGUUAUUUGCCUCGUUUCACUAUUCAUGUUUAACGGAAAAACUGCAAAUAUUUUAUGCUUAUUACAUAGCCAACACCCACUCUCUCUCCCUCCCUCUCCCUCUCUCUCAUGUUUUCUCUCCAAUGCAAUUCAAUUUACCCACAGGGAAACAUGUGGAGGUAAGUAUACACAAAUCUCUGGCGCGUUUUCGUCAUAAUCUGGCUCUGAUGGGUGGGUUCUUGAAUUUUCCAUGUAUAAAACCCUAUUUUGGGUUCAAGAAAAUCAAACCCAGAGAAGUUAUAUUUCGUUUCUCUCUCUCUCUACUCUCCCGUCUGUUAAAUCUCAUCAGCAUUAUUUUCCAUGUGAUUUUUUUCCCUCUCUAGUGCCUACAGCUUUUGAAAUUUGUAGCAGAAAGGGAGGACCUUCUGAAUAUUUUGUUUCAGUACGAAUUGGUGCUAAAUAUGGCAAGAUCCAUCUCUUUCCACUUUUGGGUCGAUGUACACUGUGUUAUUGCCAUGAGUGAAGAGAAGAUUUCAUGGGUCCUCUGGGCUUUGCUUUCUCCUGGGGGAGCACCGGAAUUUAAUUGCUUCUAUAUUCGGCCGCGCGGCGGAGAAGGAUGGCCAUGGAGGAGGAAACGUUGAGCGUGAUCUCGAACGGUGAUAGAAACAUCUUAGUUGAAGGGUCGGAUUCAAAUGACAGCACCUUGCCAUCACGCUUGAGCAAUAAGCGUGCUCGGCAGAGUCCUAAUGGUGCGACCUCGAAAUUCAAAGGAGUUGUCCAGCAACAGAAUGGACACUGGGGAGCACAAAUAUAUGCCAAUCACCAGAGAAUUUGGCUUGGGACCUUCAAGUCUGAUGAGGAAGCAGCGAUGGCCUACGACAGCGCCGCCAUAAAGCUCCGGAGCGGGGAUCCUCACCGCAAUUUCCCGUGGUCAAAGCUCUCGGUCGAGGAGCUCAACUUCCAGAGCUGCCACUCCACCGAGGCCGUGCUCACCAUGAUCAAGGAUGGCACCUACCAAUCCAAGUUCGCCGACUUUGUGAGGGCUCGGACCAACGGGCCCCACCAGGAGGCGGGCCUCGACCUAGUCCUGGCCCACCCCAACGGGGGGCUCACGUGCAGGCAGCUCUUCCAGAAGGAGCUGACACCAAGUGAUGUAGGGAAGCUGAACCGGCUUGUCAUCCCGAAGAAGUUUGCCAUCAAGUACCUCCCCCGCAUCUCGGGGGGAUCGGAGGCCGGGAAGGGCGAAGCGCCGCUGCAGCUCCGUACCCUGGGCCUGGAUGACGUGCAGCUGGUGUUCUAUGACCGGUCGAUGCGGUUGUGGAAGUUCCGGUACUGCUACUGGAGCAGCAGCCACAGCUUCGUGUUCACAAGGGGUUGGAACCGGUUCGUGAAGGAGAAGGAGCUGAGGGCGAAUGACACUGUCGCCUUCUACAUGUGCGAGUACCGAGAACCACGGAAGGAAGGGAGGACGUUCUGCAUGAUCGACGUGCACCGGAGGGACACGAACGACGGCGGGCUGGGUGAGAAGGCCAAGGGAAGCAUCGAGAUCAUGCCGGUGGAGGGUGAGGAGGAGGAUGAGAAUAAGAUGAUCAAGAAGGGCCUCAAAAUCUUUGGUGUUGAAAUCAGUUAAUGUGAACACCCCUGGCUUAAACAUGUUUUGACUCUGGGGUUUUAGCCAACAGUGAGUCUUUUAAUUACUUUCUUUUCAUUUAUGUGCUUCAUGUUUGUUCUAAGUUUAAUAUGGAAGAUGUGGGAGUUGAUGCUUCCUAAGUUGCUUAAGUCGCAAACAAUGUGCUUAUGAAAAUGCAAAGAGUUUGUUUCGGUUAA